This is a messenger RNA of Apodemus sylvaticus (European woodmouse), 1820 nucleotides long. RefSeq names its product matrix metallopeptidase 12 (gene Mmp12). The record is from RefSeq and is a predicted model, not a curated record. Gene Ontology annotation, biological process: extracellular matrix organization; proteolysis; collagen catabolic process. Gene Ontology annotation, molecular function: zinc ion binding; metalloendopeptidase activity. Gene Ontology annotation, cellular component: extracellular matrix. Lineage: Eukaryota; Metazoa; Chordata; Mammalia; Rodentia; Muridae. The transcript has 10 exons. Bases 67 to 1455 code for a protein of 462 amino acids.
UUUAAGGGAACUUGCCGUGGUGGGGAGCAGGUUGACAAGCUGGACUCUGCUGAAUUAGUCUGCACAAUGAAGUUUCUCACGAUGAUUGUGUUCUUACAGGUAUCUGCCUGUGGAGCCGCUCCCAUGAAUGAGAGUGAAUUUGCUGAAUGGUACUUGUCAAGAUUUUAUGACUAUGAAGAGGACAGAAUUCCAAUGACAAAAUCAAAAAGCAAUAGAAACUUCCUAGAAGAAAAACUCCAGGAAAUGCAGCAGUUCUUUGGGCUAGAAGCAACGGGGCAACUGGACACCUCAACUCUGGCAAUAAUGCACACACCUCGAUGUGGCGUGCCUGAUGUAGAGCAUCUUAGGUCACUGCCCCAGAGAUCAAGAUGGAUGAAGCGAUACCUCACUUACAGGAUCUAUAAUUACACUCCAGACAUGAAGCGUGAAGAUGUAGACUACAUAUUUCAGAAAGCUUUUCAAGUUUGGAGUGACGUGACUCCUCUAAGGUUCAGGAAGCUUCAUCAAGGCGAGGCUGACAUUAUGAUACUGUUUGCAUUUGGAGCUCAUGGAGACUUGAAUUCUUUUGAUGGCAAAGGUGGGACACUAGCCCAUGCAUUUUAUCCUGGGCCCGGCAUUCAAGGCGAUGCACAUUUUGAUGAGUCAGAAACCUGGACUAAAAGUUUUCGAGGCACAAACCUCUUCCUUGUUGCUGUUCAUGAGCUUGGCCAUUCCUUAGGGCUGCAGCAUUCUAAUAAUCCAAAGUCAAUAAUGUACCCCACCUACAGAUACCUUGACCCCAACACAUUUCGUCUCUCUGCUGAUGACAUACAUAAAAUUCAGUCCCUUUAUGGAGCCCCAGUGAAAAAUCCAUCCAUGAUAAAUCCUGGCGGUCUCCCGUCAACUUUCUGUCAGCAAAGCUUGAGUUUUGAUGCUGUUACAACAGUGGGAGAGAAAAUCUUUUUCUUUAAAGACUGGUUCUUCUGGUGGAAACUGCCUGGGAGUCCAGCCACCAACCUUACUUCAAUUUCUUCCAUUUGGCCAACCAUCCCAUCUGGUAUUCAAGCUGCUUAUGAAAUUGAAGGCAAAAAUCAACUUUUUCUUUUUAAAGAUGAGCAGUACUGGUUAAUAAACAACUUAGUGCCAGAGCCGCACUCUCCCAGAAGCAUAUAUUCCCUGGGCUUCUCUGCAUCUGUGAAGAAGGUUGAUGCAGCUGUCUUUGACCCAAUUCACCAAAAGGUCUAUUUCUUUGUGGAUAAGCAAUAUUGGAGGUAUGAUGUGAGGCGGAAGCUCAUGGACCCUACUUAUCCCAAGCUGAUUUCCAUACACUUCCCAGGAAUCAAGCCUAAAAUUGAUGCAGUCCUCUAUUUCAAAAGACACUACUACAUCUUCCAAGGAGCCUAUCAAUUGGAAUAUGACCUCCUGUCGCGUCGUGUCACCAAAACAUUGAAAAGUACAAGCUGGUUCGGUUGUUAGGAAGAAUGUAGUGAAGGGUGCUUGGUGGUCUUUCAGUUUCUUAAGUACUUAUUACAUAUUCCCUGUAUGCUCAGAGUGUAACAGGGUGGUAAUAAUAUAACAUGAAAUAAGAGGAGGUGUACAGGCCACACACACAGAGUUACACAGAAAAGUGCUUUUACAAAUUAACCUCCUUUCAUAAACUUUUUCACUUGAGUCUCUUCUUAAUUUUGAAACCACAUGCCUUCAAAGGCCAACUAGUUUAUCUGUAAGUUGUUUUCUAAUAACCUUCAAGUAGAAAAAUUAGAAUUACUCCCCUGUCUUUACUGAAAUGUAACAUGUUUUGUUUUCUUUAAAUAAAAUUAAAGAAAGUGUUUGUCUUUUAA